CCGAAACACCCUUUAAAAGUCUUUGGGUGAAGAGAAAAGAAGAGAUCACUUAGUUCUCUCGUCUCCCAAUUCCAUCACUCAUUUACUGUCUACAUCUAGUUCACUUUUUUAUAGGAUGCCUGAAGACGGCGUUCGACCCGUUUUCGCUCGCUCUCAGAGCAAUCCUGGCUUUCCAGCUCCUCCGGUUACGUUCUCUCCAUUGAAUGACGAUGAUGAUAUGUGUUCUUCUAACGAGGCCGUCUUGGAACUCAACGAUGGCUCUGCGUUCAGAGGUAUCAGCUUCGGGGCGGAAGAAAAAAGUGUUGCAGGCGAAUGCGUCUUUCAGACCGGCAUGGUUGGGUACACAGAAUCCUUGACCGAUCCUUCAUACGAGGGCCAGAUCCUCGUUCUCACCUAUCCAUUAAUUGGAAAUUAUGGCGUGCCCGAACGCCCCAAAAACGACUUUGAUCUCCCUUCCGAUUUCGAGUCAUCCCGCAUCCAUAUUGCUGCUCUCGUAGUUGGCUCAUAUACCGAGGACUAUAGCCAUUUCUUGGCAAAUUCUUCGCUUGGAGCUUGGUUGAAAGAAAACAAGAUUCCUGCCAUUUGUGGUGUGGACACACGCGCCCUCACCAAGAAAAUACGGGAGAAAGGUUCCAUGUUAGCCAGAGUGUUGGCGCGAAAGUCAGAUGCCCCUCCCCGCCGCUUGCAGUUUAUUAUUCCGGAGUCACGCUCGGUCUCACGUUCAUCCUCGCCGCCACCUUCGGAAGACUACAUCGAUAUCCCAUGGCAUGAUCCCAACUCCGAUAAUCUCGUCGCUGCAGUAUCAAUAUCCACUCCCCGACUUUUUAAACCUACAGGUCGACCCCAUUUUCACCCAAACGGACGUGUCCUUCGCGUUCUCGCUGUGGAUGUUGGCAUGAAGUAUAAUCAGAUUCGAUGCUUCACUGAGCGUGGAGUGGAGCUCAAGGUUGUUCCUUGGGAUUAUGACUUCAUCAACGAAGCCGAGCCAUAUGACGGAUUGUUUAUAUCAAAUGGUCCAGGUGAUCCUGUGACAAUCAUGUCCACCGUCAAGCGAAUUGCUCAGGCAAUGGAGAAAGGCGACCGCCCAAUCUUCGGUAUCUGCCUUGGGCACCAAUUGCUUGCUCUCGCCGCGGGAGCUACAACCUCAAAAAUGAAAUACGGCAACCGUGGACAUAACAUCCCAUGCACUCACGCGCUGUCCGGAAGGUGCUACAUAACGUCUCAAAACCAUGGUUUCCAAGUCGACACAAACACGCUCCCUCGGGGAUGGAAAGAGCUUUUCCGCAACGCCAAUGACGGUAGUAAUGAAGGCAUCUAUUGUGAAGACAAACCAUUUUUCUCCGUACAAUUCCAUCCGGAAUCUACUCCUGGCCCUCGUGACACGGAGUUUCUUUUUGAUGACUUCAUCCGGAUCAUCGUGGAUUGUAUCAACGCGAACACCCUGGUGCCCAUAUCGUUUCCGGGCAGGCGUAAGGAAGACAAUGAUCAGAUGUUUCCUCGCGCCAAUGUCCAAAAGGUUCUCAUCCUUGGCUCCGGUGGAUUAUCCAUCGGGCAGGCAGGCGAGUUCGAUUACUCAGGCUCGCAGGCCAUCAAGGCGCUAAAGGAGGAAGGCAUUUACACCAUUCUCGUCAACCCUAACAUUGCCACCAUUGCCACCUCCAAGGGUCUCGCAGACAAGGUAUAUUUCCUUCCGGUGACACCUGAUUUCGUGCGCAAAAUCAUCAAGUACGAGAAACCGGAUGGUAUUUACGUGACGUUUGGUGGACAGACUGCCCUUAAUGUCGGCAUCAAACUCAAAGAUGAGUUUGCGGCUCUGGGAGUACAGGUUCUUGGUACCCCCAUCGAGACUAUUAUCACGACAGAGGAUAGGCAAUUAUUCGCCCAAGCGAUGGAAGACAUUGGGGAGCGUUGUGCUCAGUCUGCCACAGCCACCACUCCAGAUGAAGCAGCUGCCGCAGCGCGUGAGAUCGGCUUCCCGGUCAUUAUUCGUGCUGCAUACGCUCUGGGUGGUUUGGGAUCUGGCUUCGCGCAGGAUGAAGCCCAGCUUCGCGCUCUGUGUAGCAAGGCAUUUGCGACUAGCCCUCAGGUGCUCGUGGAAAAGAGCAUGAAAGGUUGGAAAGAGAUCGAGUACGAGGUUGUCCGCGAUUGCCGCGACAAUUGCAUCACUGUUUGUAAUAUGGAGAAUUUUGAUCCCCUUGGUAUACACACUGGAGACUCCAUCGUGGUCGCUCCCUCCCAAACGCUGUCCGACUCCGACUACAACAUGCUCCGAACAACCGCGAUCAACGUCAUUCGCCAUCUUGGUGUUGUUGGCGAGUGCAAUAUUCAGUACGCUCUGAAUCCGACCUCGAAAGAGUACUGCAUCAUUGAGGUCAAUGCACGUCUGUCGCGAUCGUCAGCGCUGGCUUCAAAAGCUACAGGUUAUCCCCUUGCGUUUAUUGCCGCUAAGCUCGGUCUAGGUGUCCCGUUGAACGAAAUCAAGAACUCCGUGACGAAAGUAACUAGUGCUUGCUUUGAGCCAAGCUUAGACUAUGUUGUCGUCAAGAUACCACGUUGGGAUCUCAAGAAAUUCAACCGGGUCAGCCGGCUCCUUAGCAGUAGCAUGAAGAGCGUCGGUGAAGUCAUGAGCAUCGGCAGAACUUUCGAAGAGACCAUCCAGAAGGCGAUACGGGCGAUCGACGAUCAGUUCCUUGGAUUUGCGAAGAAUAACUUUGUGGAUGACAUUGACGAGGAGUUGCGUCGACAAGAUUGGCAGAUGACCAACAUUGACAAAUGGUUUCUAACGAAACUUCAACACAUUCAUCGCAUGGAGAAGCGCUUGUCAGAGCAAUCCAUUACUUCUGUCAGUAACAGAAUCAUCCUACAAGCGAAGCAGCUUGGCUUCUCGGAUCGCCUGUUAGCCAGUUGUUUGGGUUCAACGGAGUUAGCUGUCCGAAGGCUUCGCCAGGAAAUUGGUAUUUCCCCAUUUGUCAAGCAAAUAGACACCGUCGCAGCCGAGUUCCCCGCAGUGACGAAUUACCUCUACACUACGUAUAACGCUAUAGAACACGACGUCGAGUUUAAUGAUCGUGGUGUCGUCGUCAUUGGCUCGGGUGUCUACCGCAUCGGCUCCUCAGUCGAAUUCGAUUGGUGCGCGGUCAGGGCUAUCAGGACGCUUCGUGAACAAGGCCUCCCGACAAUCAUGGUCAACUACAACCCAGAAACAGUCAGCACUGAUUACGACGAAGCUGAUCGCCUUUACUUCGAGAAUAUCAGCUUGGAGACCAUUCUUGAUAUCUAUGACACAGAGCGCGCGCGCGGCGUCAUCUUGUCGAUGGGUGGCCAGACCCCGAACAAUAUUGCCCUUCCACUCUAUCGUCAGAACGUGAAAAUCUAUGGGACUUCCCCCGAGAUGAUCGACACCGCGGAGAAUCGCUUCAAAUUCUCUAGGUUGCUCGAUGAGAUCGGCGUUGACCAGCCUCGUUGGAAGGAGUUGACUAGUUUCCAGGAGGCUCUCGCCUUUUGCGACUCAGUGGGGUACCCUGUCCUCGUCCGUCCUUCCUACGUCCUUUCAGGGGCUGCUAUGAAUGUCGUUUCAACUGGUGACGACUUGGCCAACUAUUUGACACAAGCAACCGCUGUCUCUCGCGAACACCCCGUCGUCAUCACGAAGUAUAUCGAGCAAGCGAAGGAGAUAGAGAUGGAUGCUGUAGCAAAGGAUGGUCAGAUGGUCAUGCAUUUUAUCUCAGAGCACGUUGAAAAUGCUGGUGUACACUCUGGUGACGCCACUCUCAUCCACCCACCACAAGAUCUUGAUCCCGCUACCGUUCGUCAAAUUGAGGAAGCCACUGCCAAGAUCGGAAACGCCCUCAAUGUGACUGGACCCUUCAACAUCCAGUUCAUAGCUAAGAACAACGAGAUCAAGGUGAUCGAAUGCAAUCUACGAGCGGCGCGGUCUUUCCCCUUCGUUUCCAAAGUCACCGGCAUUGAUGCUAUUGAGAUGGCCACCAAGGUUAUGCUUGGAUUGCCGGUAGAGAGCUACCCGGAUCCUGGUCUUCCUCCAGACUAUGUUGGAGUCAAAGUCCCUCAGUUUAGCUUCAGUCGGCUCUCUGGAGCAGACCCUGUACUUGGUGUGGAAAUGGCGUCUACCGGAGAAGUCGCUUGCUUUGGGCGUGAUAAGUACGAGGCGUAUCUAAAGGCUUUAAUCUCCACCGGUAUCGUGCCGCCCAAGAAGAACAUCUUGUUUUCUAUUGGAAGCUAUCGGGAGAAAUUGGAAAUUCUGCCCUCGGUGCAGAAGCUCCACGCUGCCGGAUACAACAUUUUCGCAACAUCCGGUACGGCUGACUUCUUAACCGAACAUAACGUUCCUUGUAAAUACCUGGAAAGCCUUCCGGAAGAUAGCAAUGACAGACAGAAGUCCGAAUAUUCGCUCACACAGCACUUGGCCAACAAUUUGAUCGACAUGUAUAUCAACCUCCCAUCAAAAAACAACUAUCGUCGCCCCGCAAGCUACGCCAGUAAGGGAUACCGCACGCGUCGCAUGGCAGUUGAUUUUGCAAUUCCGCUCAUAACGAACGUCAAAAAUGCGAAACUGCUUGCAGAGGCACUUGUUCGCAAGCUUCCAUUGGAUGUAUCAAGUAUCGAUUCCAAAUCCUCAUAUCUAACGCAUGCGUUCCCCGGGCUUGUUAACAUUUCCGCGUUUCUACCCCGCCUCACUUCGGCGGGAGCCGAUGAAUUCGAGCAAGCCACUCGAGCUUCUAUUAGUUCAGGCUUCACUACUUCACUCGUUCUACCAGUCGGUCUUGACAGCGCCAUCACCGAUGUCUCUUUACUCGAGCAGGUUCAUGCCACAGCUGCAGGGAGCGCACGCUGUAACUACGCCCUCAGCAUUGCUGGGAAAGAUAGUAAUGUCCAAGCUCUUGGCGAGGAAGUCAGAGCGGACGUGAAGUCGUUGUAUAUUUCAUUCCACGGGAACUUCGCAUCUCCUCAAAUUUCCACUGUCGCUGCCUACUUCGCUUCCGUUCAUAUCACCGACGUCAGGAACAAAGAUGAUUUGCUUCUCAUCUCGCUUAGCAAGGAAAAACAUCUCAAGGUCACUUGUGAUGUGUCAGUCUUCGCCUUGUUCUUCACACGGGAACAAUAUUCCCAACCCACCUCGUUGCCAUCGGGCCAGGAUCAGGAGGCACUGUGGAAGAACCUUGGUGUCAUCGAUGCAUUCUCAGUUGGAAUGCUUCCUCAUCAGCUUGCGACAGAACUUCAAGAGUCAGCUUCUGCAUGGUCCGGAGCGGAGGAAACGCUACCCUUGUUGCUUACCGCUGUCACUAGUGGUCGACUCACUGUUGAGGAUAUUCGUGUGCGCCUGCACGAUAAUCCGAUUCGUAUCUUCGGUCUUCCUGAACAAACGACAACUCACGUGGAAGUUGUUCUAGGACGGCGGGCUCAGCAUCAGAAUCACAGCACGUGUUGGUCUCCUUUGCACAAGAGUUCCGUCACCGGGUCACUGCACAGAGUAGUUGUGCAUGGCAAAACCUUAUUCCUUGAUGGGAAAGAUGUGUCCAGUGCGACGAUUGUGCAUGCCGCUGGAGAACGACACGCAGGCGUGCCUCCAGCGAAACCACAGCUUACGGCUUUGGCACCGUCUGCUAGCGGUCCUGCCGGUUCAGGCAUCAAUAUACCGUCGGUUGUUGCUCACGGUCGUCAUCCGGCAUUCCAUCGUCGUCAUAUACUUUCUGUGAAGCAAUUCACCCAACGCGACAUGUAUGAUCUCUUCUCCUUGGCUCAUGAAAUGCAACUUCAGGUCGAGCGCAAUGGGACACUAGACAUCUUGAAGGGCAAAGUUCUUUGUACCCUUUUCUACGAACCGUCCACCCGUACAAGUACUUCUUUCGAUGCGGCCAUGAAACGCUGUGGAGGCGAAGUGAUUCAAGUCAACGUAGACACUUCAUCAGCGGAUACCGUUCGCACAGUAGGGUCUUAUGCCGAUGCUAUUGUGAUUCGGCACCCCGAUAUCGGCAGUGCCCAGCUCGCCGCUAAAUAUUCCCCUGUGCCUGUUUUGAAUGCUGGCGAUGGCAUAGGAGAGCAUCCUAGUCAGGCUCUUCUCGAUAUUUAUACCAUUCGAUCCGAGCUGGGGACUGUCAAUGGCAAAACAAUCACCAUCAUAGGAGAUCUCAAGAAUGGGCGCACGGUUCAUAGCCUGGUCACUCUACUCUGCCACUACUCAGUGGUCGCUACUGUGCGGAAGGCGGGUAUAUUUUUACAGCAACUGGAAUCGCUCGAGGAGGUCUUACCUGAUACAGACGUUCUCUACGUGACCAGAGUGCAACGAGAGAGGUUCAAGAGUGAAUCGGAGUGGCAAGCGGUCAAAGACUCUUAUCGGAUUGAUCACGCCCUUCUUUCUCGGGCCAAAGAAGACAUGAUUGUAAUGCACCCGUUGCCUAGAGUAAAUGAAAUCGAUCCUGAAGUCGAUUUCGACUUCCGACGCGCCGCUUACUUCCGUCAAAUGCGUUACGGACUUUUCGUUCGGAUGGCUCUUCUUGCUAGUGUGAUGGGCUGAGAAUGUUGUAUCAUCCACAAUCUGCGAUAUUAAGGAUGGUAUCCCGGGAUAAACUAUGUGUUGAUAUCCACAUGGAGCUGGGCAACUUGUCGUAGACAAUUAAACUUUCAAUUGAUACCCAAUGUGGUACCCUUUGACUUUC
Molecule: messenger RNA, 6674 nt
Organism: Suillus fuscotomentosus
Lineage: Eukaryota; Fungi; Basidiomycota; Agaricomycetes; Boletales; Suillaceae
Exons: 16
Coding region: 116-6532 (2138 amino acids)
Biological process (GO): L-citrulline biosynthetic process; UTP biosynthetic process; 'de novo' pyrimidine nucleobase biosynthetic process
Cellular component (GO): cytoplasm; cytosol
Molecular function (GO): ATP binding; amino acid binding; aspartate carbamoyltransferase activity
Source: RefSeq, a predicted model, not a curated record